Messenger RNA from Nicotiana attenuata, 1375 nucleotides. Its product is annotated as ethylene-responsive transcription factor 3-like. The transcript has a single exon. The coding region runs from base 241 to 900 and encodes 219 amino acids. Gene Ontology annotation, biological process: regulation of DNA-templated transcription. Lineage: Eukaryota; Viridiplantae; Streptophyta; Magnoliopsida; Solanales; Solanaceae. Gene Ontology annotation, molecular function: DNA binding; DNA-binding transcription factor activity. The record is from RefSeq and is a predicted model, not a curated record.
UAUUAAACUUCUAAGAGAAAAAUUUAAAAUAAACAAAUGAAAACAAACAGCCCCUAUUUCUCUCUCCUUUCUCUCACCCAAACACACCACAAACAGUAGAGAGAGAAAAAAGCUGAGUUCUAGAGAGAGAAAGUGAGCGCUUUCGGAAGGGAAGCUAAUCUUCUGCUGCUAUUUGUUCUUUGAUUGGCUCUAAUCGGUCUCAAAGGGGUAAGUUUUUUGCUGUUUUUUUGACUUGUGACGAUGCGGAGAGGUAGAGCAACCGCGGCGGCGAAGCAAGCGGCAGAGGCUGCACCGGCGGCUGGAUCUGGAGGAUUAAAAGAGAUUAGGUUUCGUGGUGUCAGAAAACGGCCAUGGGGAAGAUUUGCGGCGGAGAUUAGAGACCCGUGGAAGAAAACUAGGGUUUGGCUCGGCACUUUCGAUUCAGCUGAAGAAGCCGCUAAAGCUUAUGACGCUGCAGCUCGUACUCUUCGGGGACCUAAAGCAAAAACUAAUUUCCCUUUACCGCCGUAUUCUCACUUCAAUCAAACCGUAAACCCUAACGACCCGUUUAUUGACCCGAGAUUGUACUCACAGGAAAAUCACCCGAUUGUUAUUCAAAGACCUACAUCGAGCAGCAUGAGUAGUACCGUAGAAUCCUUCAGUGGGCCCAGGCCGCCGCCACGUCAGCAAACGGCGGUGUUGCCUUCGAGAAAACAUCCUCGGUCGCCGCCGGUCGUGCCGGACGACUGCCGGAGUGAUUGUGACUCGUCGUCUUCUGUUGUUGAAGACGGCGAUUGUGACAAUGAAAAUGAUAAUAUCGUUUCCUCAGUUUUCCGGAAGCCGUUGCCUUUCGAUCUCAACUUUCCUCCGCCGAUGGAUGCUGAUUCUGAUGAUCUUCACUGCACAGCAUUAUGUCUUUGAUGGAAUAUGGUUUCGAAAUUUGGAUCUGUUAAUUAUUUGAAAAAGCCCCAUUUGGUUUCUCUUGUUUAUUUAACUAUUGAUCUUGAGAAAAAAGGGGUGGAAAGAAAAAAAGAUCAUAGCUUUAAGGCUAUUGAUAUGAGUCUGUUGGAAGAGAUUUGAACUCUUCAAUUUACUUGUCCUAUUUAAUGUCAUGUUAUUUCAUGAUGGAUGGAUCAGUGUGUGCCUGAUAAUUGAUCUGAUUAUGUGUUUUCAACUAUAUAUAUGUUCUGGGAUAAUUGAGUCCUUUAUUGUCAGUUGAAGUCACAUUUAUAUACAUUGACAUGUAAAAUUAGAGGGAACUUUCAGUUCCGUGUUGUCCUAUUAUGAUGGAAGUUCUGGUGUUGUUGAUGUAUGAGAUGAUGUAUACUAUCUCAUCAUUUUAUGUAAGAAUCAAGAUUUCUUCUAAUCAAAUAUUAGUUGACAUGUGUUACUAUCA